AUGUUCUACAAAAUGAAAUUGGAGAGGAAUAUAAAAGUGGAGCCUCAUCUUCUAGAGCGGACCUUACACCGCCAUCUUGAAGAGUACCUUCGUAAGGCGGUUGAGGGGACGCCGCUGCACCUAUCGCUAGGAAAUGCGUUGCGAAGUGGUUUGGCCCGCACAAAUCAGAAUUCUUCGGCGGUCAUUAUUGCCGUCCUCGACAUAUUAAACACAAGUUCGCUGGAAGGAAGGGUGUUGGAUGACGGGAGCGUGUCCUUCUUCGUGAAGUACGAGGGGCUUGUGUUUAAACUUCACCGUGGUGAGGUAAUUGACGUGAUAGUCAGUAGUGUGGAGCGUGAGGGCUGGUGGGGUGACGUAAUGGGCGUCGGGCGCAUGUACAUUAGUCGUGGACAAAUGGGCAAUGAGUGGGUUUACGAAAGUGAUGGUAUGAGGGGUAUUUGGAUCACAAAAGAUGGCGCACGGUCCGUAAAGGAGGGGGAAAUUGUUCGCGUACGUGUGGUUGCGGAGACACCACAGUCGGAAGGCGUACUGGCAGUUGGUUCGAUGGUAGGGAAUUAUUUAGGACCACUGUAG
Molecule: messenger RNA, 573 nt
Organism: Trypanosoma brucei brucei TREU927
Lineage: Eukaryota; Euglenozoa; Kinetoplastea; Trypanosomatida; Trypanosomatidae
Product: RNA polymerase-like protein
Exons: 1
Coding region: 1-573 (190 amino acids)
Biological process (GO): DNA-templated transcription; positive regulation of translational initiation; positive regulation of nuclear-transcribed mRNA poly(A) tail shortening
Cellular component (GO): RNA polymerase II, core complex; P-body
Molecular function (GO): single-stranded DNA binding; translation initiation factor binding; single-stranded RNA binding
Source: RefSeq, a predicted model, not a curated record